Molecule: messenger RNA, 1878 nt
Organism: Saccharomyces cerevisiae S288C
Lineage: Eukaryota; Fungi; Ascomycota; Saccharomycetes; Saccharomycetales; Saccharomycetaceae
Gene: HPC2
Product: Hpc2p
Exons: 2
Coding region: 1-1878 (625 amino acids)
Cellular component (GO): chromosome; nucleus
Source: RefSeq, marked reviewed
AUGGACCAAAAAGCAAUUGUCCUUGAUAACUCUAAAAGUGGUAGUAAACAGACAAAAUCGAGUGGCAAAAUGCAAACGCAAACAGAUACUAAUGCUGAAGUUCUAAACACCGAUAACAGUAUCAAAAAAGAAACAGGAAGUGAUUCUGAGGAUCUUUUCAAUAAAUUUUCAAACAAAAAAACGAACAGGAAAAUACCCAACAUCGCUGAAGAAUUAGCGAAAAACAGAAACUACGUAAAAGGUGCGUCUCCGUCUCCCAUUAUAAUUUCUGGUUCCUCUUCAACUUCUCCAUCAGGACCCUCUUCCUCCAGUACAAACCCGAUGGGGAUACCAACGAAUCGAUUUAAUAAAAAUACUGUAGAACUAUAUCAGCAUUCACCAUCCCCCGUGAUGACUACUAACAAGACUGAUACAGAGGAAAAGAGACAAAACAAUAGAAAUAUGGAUAAUAAAAACACCCCAGAAAGAGGAUCUUCUUCCUUUGCUGCUAAGCAACUAAAAAUAUCAUCCUUGUUAACUAUAUCCUCCAAUGAAGAUAGUAAAACUUUGCAUAUAAACGAUACUAAUGGCAACAAAAAUAGUAAUGCCGCCAGUAAUAAUAUUCCAUCGGCUUAUGCAGAACUCCAUACAGAGGGAAAUAGCAUUGAAUCACUAAUAAAACCCCCAAGCUCUCCCAGAAAUAAAUCUCUAACGCCCAAAGUUAUCUUGCCAACACAGAAUAUGGAUGGUACAAUUGCAAAGGAUCCUCAUUUAGGUGAUAAUACACCAGGAAUACUCAUAGCAAAAACUAGUUCUCCCGUAAAUUUGGAUGUUGAAAGCACUGCACAAUCUCUGGGAAAAUUUAACAAGUCCACUAAUUCUUUGAAAGCUGCCCUAACAAAAGCUCCUGCAGAAAAGGUCUCUUUAAAACGUAGCAUUAGUUCAGUUACAAACAGUGAUUCUAAUAUUAGCUCCAGCAAAAAGCCUACGUCUGAAAAAGCUAAAAAAUCAAGUUCAGCAUCAGCAAUACUACCAAAGCCAACAACGACCAAGACAUCAAAAAAAGCUGCUAGCAAUAGUAGCGAUUCUACCAGAAAAAAAAACGCCUCGAACAAGACUACAUCAGCCAUAAAGAAAGAGUCAAAUGCCGGCUCCAAAUUGAACACUGUUAAGAAGGAAAAUAGCUCUUUAUCUUCUAUCAAAGCCACUGAGAAAGAAAAAGAUAAAGGUGGAAAUAGCACGGAAGCAAAAAACUCUACCAGCAACGUUAGAAAGGAACCAACUGCAAAAUCCCCAAAAAGGUUAGUAGCCGCACCGACAGUCAGUCCACCAAAAAUUCUACAAACGGCAGAAACCAAAGCAAAGGAACCCUCGAUAUUGAUUGACGUUCCAUUGUAUCAAGCUGAUACAAACGACUACCUAGACGAAAACGGUCAGGUUAUUUUUAAUUUAUCAACUUUAAUAAAAGAGAAGUAUCACCCGAAAAGUAAAGAACUAGCACAACUUAAAGACUCUAAAAGAAAUUUAUUAAUGCAAUUAUCCGAUCAUUCUAACGGCUCACUAGAAAAGGAAAAAGAUGAAGAAGGAGAUGUAAUAGAACUUGAUGAUGAUGAGGAUAUGGAAGAAGAUGAAGGGGAAAUAGAUACAGAAACUAAUACUGUAACUACCACCAUCUCUCCGAAGAAGAAGUCGCAUCCUAUGAAAGGUAAAAAUUUGAUUGGUAAAUAUGACGUUGAAGAUCCGUUCAUUGAUGAUUCGGAGUUAUUGUGGGAGGAACAGCGUGCUGCCACCAAGGACGGUUUUUUUGUUUACUUUGGUCCAUUAAUCGAAAAAGGUCACUAUGCAAGUUUGGAGCGUGCAAAUGGUACCAUGAAAAGAGGUGGUGUUAAAAAUAAAUAA